UAGACACAGAAUCACGAGAUGGCAUUUCCGUCACUUGAAAUCUGCCUAAUUCCUCUUUAACUGCCCAACAGGCAACAACCAACUCUCUCUCUCUCUCUCUCUCUCUCUCUCUCUCUCUCUCUACCUAUUCACCCACCGUUCUCUGUUUCUCCCCUUUUUUCCCGCCCAAAAAACUCAACUCCUCGCCGGAAACAACCACCAUAGAAGAAGGCGGCGGCCGCGUUAUCUUCAAUUCUAAGUUUGAGGAUGCAAAAUCGGAUAUAUUUCGCUAUUAUAAUUUUUUUAAGGGAUUCUUUUUAAAUAAAAAUCCGGGUGGUGGUGUGAUGGCAGGGGAAUCUCGGAAGUGGAUGAUUCUGGUGGCGACGAUAUGGAUCCAGGCGUUUACGGGGACCAACUUCGACUUCUCGGCCUACUCAUCGACGAUGAAGUCGGUUCUGGGGAUUUCUCAGGUGCAGCUCAACUACCUUGCGGUGGCGUCGGACCUCGGGAAGGCAUUCGGGUGGUCCUCCGGCCUUGCCUCCAAAUGCCUACCCUUGUGGGUGGUUAUGUUCAUUUCCGCUUUCAUGGGUCUUUUCGGUUACGGCCUCCAGUGGCUUGUUAUUCGGAAUGUCAUUGCCUUGCCUUAUUUCGUGGUAUUUCUCCUCUGCUUACUAUCCGGAUGCAGCAUAUGCUGGUUCAACACUGUCUGCUUCGUCCUCUGCAACCGAAACUUCCCUUCCAACCGCCCGCUAGCCAUCUCCCUCACCGUCAGCUUCAACGGCGUCAGCGCCGCCCUAUAUGCCCUUGCUGCCAAUGCAGUCGACUCCUCCUCCACCCCCUUGUACCUCCUCCUCAACUCCCUAAUCCCCCUCAUCACCUCCCUCUUCGCCCUCAUCCCGAUCCUCCGCCAACCCCCACUCUCUCCCCUCCCUGUCGAUGCCGUCCGCCGCGACUCCCUCAUCUUCCUCCUCCUCAACCUCAUUGCUGUCAUCACCGGUCUCUACCUCCUCCUCCUCCCCUCCUCCACCUCCUCAACAAACUCCCGCCUCCUCUUCAGCGGAGCCUUAUUCCUCCUAAUCCUCCCCUUAUUCAUCCCAGGCAUCAUCUACGGCCGCAAUUGGUUCCGUCGCGCAAUCCAUUCCCAUAUCCAACGGUCAUCGGGAUUCCUUCUCGUAGACAUCGAAGAUCUCGAGCUUCACAAAGAGCUCAUCAGUCGCGAAACGAGUAGCUUACGGUUAGGAAACGCCGGUGAUGUGGGAGUAACCGGAGGAGGGAUAAUAUCGAAUCAUGUGAUAACAGGGGAGAGGGUACUUUUGGGGAGAGAUUCGAUUGUGAUGUUGGGGGAAGAACAUGACAUUGGGAUGCUGUUGAGGAGAUUGGAUUUCUGGUUGUAUUUUUUGGCGUACUUUUGUGGAGGAACAAUUGGGUUGGUUUACAGUAAUAGUUUAGGGCAGAUUGCGCAGUCUCUUGGGCAUGGACCGGAGACGUCGACCUUGAUCACGUUGUAUUCGUCGUUCUCGUUCUUCGGGAGGUUGCUUUCCGCUGCUCCGGACUUCAUGCGUGUGAAGAUCUAUUUUGCGAGGACGGGGUGGCUAGCCAUCGCCCUCAUCCCCACCCCGAUCGCCUUCUUCAUGCUAGCAGUCUCUGGCACGGCGAGAGCCCUCCGUGCAGGGACAGCUCUCAUUGGCCUGAGCUCCGGCUUCAUAUUUGCUGCUGCAGUCUCCGUAACCUCAGAGCUGUUCGGACCAAACAGUGUUGGCGUCAACCACAACAUCCUCAUUACCAACAUCCCCAUUGGGUCGCUAGUCUACGGCCUCCUAGCAUCGCUCAUCUACGAUGCCAACGCAGCCCCAAGCGGAAUGAUGACCGAGUCGGUCGUGUGCAUGGGUCGACAGUGCUAUUUCUUGACGUUUGUUGGCUGGGGGUGUAUAUCUAUCGUGGGACUGGCGUCAAGUGUGUUGCUGUUUUUGAGAACUCAGCCUGCAUAUGACCGGUAUGAGAAGAACCGGAGCUCUACACAGCAAUAUUGAUGUCUAACGAGGGAUAGUAGGGUACAUGACAAGAAAACAUGAAAGUAUCCAUGAAACUGAAAUGAACGGUACACUUUUGAUGUCUAACUGUAUCAACGAAAAAAGUGAUUUGAUCCAAGUGAACAGUAAAGAGGCAUGAAUUGUAUAGAAUCGUUUGUGUUUACGCAGUA
Rhododendron vialii is the source of this 2179-nucleotide messenger RNA. RefSeq names its product protein NUCLEAR FUSION DEFECTIVE 4-like. The transcript has 3 exons. The record is from RefSeq and is a predicted model, not a curated record. NCBI's taxonomy places the organism in Eukaryota, Viridiplantae, Streptophyta, Magnoliopsida, Ericales, Ericaceae. The coding region runs from base 324 to 2009 and encodes 561 amino acids. Gene Ontology annotation, cellular component: membrane.